Molecule: messenger RNA, 4266 nt
Organism: Mizuhopecten yessoensis (Yesso scallop)
Lineage: Eukaryota; Metazoa; Mollusca; Bivalvia; Pectinida; Pectinidae
Product: leucine-rich repeat and IQ domain-containing protein 1-like
Exons: 27
Coding region: 1-4251 (1416 amino acids)
Cellular component (GO): cytoplasm
Molecular function (GO): protein binding
Source: RefSeq, a predicted model, not a curated record
AUGACCAAGAUUAGUCAAGAACAUACCAACGCCAAUGGCGAACGUAAACAAUUUUUCGAAAGCGACCUGAUAUAUGCGUCCGGGAUCACUUGGACACUGGUCAGUAGUAUGCCCCCGUCAGGUGGGACGGGUAUGAUGGAUGACGAAGCUCUUAUAGAGGCGGAGAUUCAGCAGCAGCUUCAGCAACUCAACAUUGAAGAUGAUGAUGACGACGGUCAAUGGGACAAUGCUGGGCUUCCCGGGCUGCAGGAGGAUUAUGAUGAUGAUGAAGUGGUCAGUCCCCUGGAGGAUGUGCCACUGGAAAUGGACAGUUACUUCAGACUUCUGAACAAACAGACAAAGGCGUUCGAGGAGGAGCUAGAGGAGUGCGAUGACCUCAUCAACUAUCAACAUGGCCAGAACUCCAAGUCCAUUGUAGCUGUAGAAGACUUGGAAUUAUUGAAGGAGGAAGCAAAUGCACAAGGCAAAGACCCUGAGGAACUUAGGAGAAAGAUUUUGGAGGAGAUAUCAAAGGCCACUGAGGAUGAGGAUGGUGCUGAUCUGGAGCCUAUUGUGUUGGCAGGUGUGGAUCCAGGGGACCAGGGGCCAGGUGGUGGGGAUGGACUGGCUUUGGUUCCCGUUGAUGAAAGACAGCUGGCUUUUCAACGAGAGAUGAGGGAACAGAUAGAUAAUGUGGAGAAACAGUACAGGAUCAGAGAGGAGAAGCUGAAAGCUGCUUUGGAAGGAGAGAGAAAAGAGGCGGACUUAAUAAAUAGGGAAGUGGAGGAACAACGUCAACAAAAACGUAAACAACUGGAGAGGGAGGUCACCACUUUAGCGAAGGAAAGACUGGUGAAGCAGGAGAUACUGGAGAAAGAGGAGAGAGAAAGUCUUGGACUACAAGAGUCAGCACACCGACAGCACCAGGAAAAUCUGAAGAAGAUAACUGAAGAAAUAGAGACUGAACACAAAGCUUAUGAGGAGGGACGAAAACAGGAGGAAACAAAAAGGCAACAGAGGAGGGAACAGGCAGCCACAAAAAUACAAUGUAUCUUUAGGGGCUACAGUGUAAGGAAAGAAAACAAAGCCAUAAAAGACAUCCUAGAGGAGAAAGCUGAAGUCAGGAAAAAGGAACAGGAAGAGGGAAAAAUACAAGAGGCAGAACAGAUGAUCCAACAACGUAGGCAGGUGAAGGAGGAAGAGGAAGAAAUUAAAAGGCUUAAAGUGGAAGAAAAAGAAAGGGAAAAGGAAGAAAAGAAACAAAAAAAGGAAGAGGAAGAAAGAGAGAAAGAGGAAAAGAGGCGAAAAAAAGAGGAAGAAAAGAGGAAAAAAGAGGAACAGAAAAAGUUAGAAAAAGAAAGAGAAUUAGAAGAAAAAAGAAGGAAAAAGGAAGAAGAGGAAAAAAGAAAACUAGAAGAAAAACUGAAAAAGGAAGAAGAAAGAAAACGCCUGGAAGCUGAAGAAGAACGAAAGAAAGAGGUAGUCAGAAAAUUGAAAGAACAAAAAGAACUUGAAGAGGAGAAAGAAAAAGAGAGAAAAUUACUAGAGGCAAUGCAAAAAGAGGAAAAAAGGAAAAAGGAAGAAGCAGAAAAGCUUGAGAUAGAGAGAAAACAGAAAGAGGAGAAAGAGAGAAAGCUACAAGAGGUAAGCAAACAGGAGGAGGAGAGAGAGAAAAAGCUGCAAGAGGCAGAAAAGCAAAAACAGAACGAGGAACAACAAAUAAUAGAAAAGGAAAAGACAGAAAAACAAGUGAGUUUAAAGCAGAGUGUUGAGCUAGCUACUCCACGAAGUAGUAGACGGGAAGGAGGAACAAGUAGCCGAUCAAGUAAACACAGUGACAUAAGUCAACUUACCGAGGGUACAGACCAGGAAGAGAAGAAAAGUUUUAUAUUACACAGGAAAAGUGAACAGAGAGCCAUGAUGCUGGGUCUGCCAGACAGAGCUGAGGUACGGAGACUGCAGUGGAUCAACUCCUGUAUUCCUUGGAGUAAAGUAAGCAAUGAACCGUGGAAGUUGAAGACUGCCACCACUAAGAAGCCAUCAAGACGACCAGCCUCUGCCAAGAAGUUAGAACCACUCGACAAGUACAUCAUCACUUCAGCUGCUCAGGUUGACACGCUCAGACAGGUGACCACAGUCAAAUUGCAGGACUUGCCUGGCUGUGACGUGUCCACUCUUGGUCAGUGCUGGGGCCUCAAGUACCUAUCAAUGACAAACUGUAACCUAGUGGCAGUGGAUGGUCUACAGUCCUGUAAACAGCUUCAAUUUGUUCACUUCAAGCACAACUUUAUAGAGUAUGUCAACCUGAAGGACCUCGGCAAUCUGUCCUAUGUCAAUCUGUCUCACAACAAACUAAGUGUUUUACAUGGUCUGGAUGGGUGUGGCAACCUACGUUGGCUGGAUCUGUCUCAUAACAGACUCACUAGGACAGGGGGUAUUUACUCACUGCGGCGCCUACAUACUCUCAACCUGUCACACAACCAGCUGAUCAGUACGACAGGGCUGGGGGACACGCCCACUAUCCAGUUCCUAGACCUAUCACAUAACCAUCUACAGGACUGUCAGGACAUCAGCAGGCUCUGUCUCCUACAAGUUCUCAAGCUGACCUCUAACAAUCUCCUCCAGCUCCCAGACCUAAAGAACCAGGUGCUACUACAAAGUCUGUGUUUGGAGGACAACAGUCUCACCUGUGUUAAGGGACUGGGGCUCUGCUGGUUCCCUCUACUACAGAGACUUGACCUUAGUCAAAACAGCAUUGAACACCUAGUUAACUUUGAAGUGUUCCAUUUACUGUGGGAUGUAGAUGUUGGUAGCAACCAAAUCUUGGAUCCUGAGGUGCUGAUUAAGUGCCUACGUGGCUGUGUGUAUCUAGAGAAACUGGGGGUAAUAGACAAUCCAGCCCUGGAGGACGAUUUAGACCUCAGAUCUAAACUUGCCGAGAUGUUUCCCCGACUAUCAUCACUCGACAGUGCUGAGUACAUUGGGUCACAUGACAAGGUUUCACCAAUCAGACCACGCAACAGUUUUGAAGCUAUGUGUGUGAUCCAGACCAAAGUGUUUCAGGAUGCCAGACACAAGUUUGAUCAGGACCUCAUAUUACUGGAAAGUAAAGGUGACAUUGACUUGAACAAUAUGUGUGAGAUACACUUCAAAUUUUGUGAUAAAAUGUACCAAGUGGCUGUAGAGUAUCGUAAUUCUCAUGAAUACGGUGAAGUGAACAUAACGAUGCCUACAGCACCCUCUACACCAAAAACUGCUAGCCACCCUCGGUCUGGGAGGGCCAGACCUGCGCCGGCUGUCAGGGAGGAUCAGUAUACUAGUCCCAAGGAGAUGUUUGAGCGUGCUCUUCAGGGCGAAAAUCGGCCGGUAAACAACAGCCAGGGAGGAGGUACUAGUAGAGAUCCAAAGAUUACGGCAGAUAUGGUUGGGAAAUUUCUGGAAAGAGACAGAGAUUCUGAAACAUAUAGGCUGCAAAAGGAGAAGUCAGCCAUUCUGAUCCAGGCUGCCUGGCGAGGGUACUGUGUGAGGAAACAGUUGUUGGCUAAUGGCUUGGUAGUCGAACAGGACAUGUCUGACCUAGAUUACGAGGUGUUACAGGAGUUACACCAAGCAGCUACUAAAAUACAGGCUGUAUUCAGAGGCUAUAACCUCAGAAACAAACUGGAGAAGGCAAUAGAGUUCGCUCGCCUUGAUGAUGAUGAAGAUGAGGAUUUUGAUGAGGUGGAUUUAGGACAAUUUAAUUUUGAUGAGAACAUGCUGGAUGACUGGAAGCCUCCAGAGACACCCCAGAUCCCUGCAAGCAAUGCUGUCCUGGGAAAGCCACCAUCAGGGAAAUUACCUUCUGCAGACCACAUCCCUUUUUUGGAGCUUGGAGACAAACUCCACCCACCUGGCCUUCCUCGGAAGGCGUGGCGAGGAAUGGAUUCACCCCUUUCUGAUAUACAGAAUGCUCCACAUCACCCCAGACCACCCUCCUCCCUAGCCAGUGGUACGAUUAGUGCUAUGGACAGUCACCGUUCAGUGUUGUCCAAGAAGGAGGAAAAAAUCACACAAGAAUGGGGAUUCAAGGACAACCAAACAGCCAUUUUGAUGAUGCAAAGAGCAAAGAAAAUGAAGUAUAAUGCUGAGCGGAGAAAGAAGCUCGGCAAAUUAGAUCCUAAACAGAGGCUGGCACUAUUCAGGAAACUAGAAGAGACGACCAAUGUGAGGACAGUUGUACAACCAUCCAGGAAAACCCUACCUCGUAAGGAGUACUUCCAGGGUGAGUCUUAGGUGUAUUAUAAAGUG